This is a messenger RNA of Misgurnus anguillicaudatus (oriental weatherfish), 1211 nucleotides long. Its product is annotated as sialic acid-binding Ig-like lectin 15. The record is from RefSeq and is a predicted model, not a curated record. NCBI's taxonomy places the organism in Eukaryota, Metazoa, Chordata, Actinopteri, Cypriniformes, Cobitidae. Gene Ontology annotation, cellular component: plasma membrane. Gene Ontology annotation, biological process: regulation of actin cytoskeleton organization; regulation of bone resorption; regulation of osteoclast development.
AGAAUGUGAGAAUGAGCAAUGUCUCCUUGUGAUAGUGAGUCAUUAAUAGGAACAUGUCGCUAGUUGAUUCCUCAUGCAGAACCAUAAAUGCAGACCGUCUGUGAUGGACAUGCAGUGCUUCAAUGUACCUCUUCAUCUGCUGCUGCUCAUUCACACUGCAGCAACGGCCAAGGAUAAUGAGGGGUGGUCCAUGAAAGUUCAAACAGAGGUCAGGGCGAUAGAAGGGUACCCGAUAGUGCUGUCCUGCUCUUUUACUCACCCCCACCACACCCAUCCCUCCUCCAUGCAUGUGAUGUGGACCCUCGGGCACGGACGGGCCGCCAAAGUGCUGUUCCACUGCACGAGUCUUAACAACAGCCAGCAGUGCCAAUCAAAGCCCGACCAGGACCAGCGUUUCCGCCUGGAGGGCAACCACAGAGCGCACGACAUUUCUCUCAGGAUCAACAGCGUGACUUUAAUGGACAGCGGGCGCUAUUAUUGUCGUGUGGAGAUACCAGGAAGCCACGGGCACCCACAUGAAAGCUUUGAAAACACCCUGGGUAUUCGUCUAAGAGUGGAGGCUGCACCGCGUAUCCUGAGCUUGUCGGCCGAGGGUACCGCGGUAUCUGGCAUCAAAGCCCUGUGUCACGUUCAGGGCUCUCCUCUUCCUGAUGUUCAAUGGAUAGCAUCAGAUGGCAUCCUCGAAGACGACCCCGCAAACCCUCUUUCUCAUGAUGCUGCUGGCCAAUACCGCACAUCAAGUCAACUUCUGGACGUUAAACCUGGGGGACAGUACACCUGCGCAGCCUCAAACUCUUUGGGAAAGGAUCAAGCCACGCUUUACAUUUUGCCUCCUAUUCCUGAGAAGUCAACCACUAACAAUUCAUUCUCUCUACUCAUGCUGAUACUCGCCCUGGCUUUAGGUUUGAAGCUAAUUCUAGCUUUGGGUGUAGGAGUGUGGGUUAUCAAGACCAGCUUUAGACUCAGAAAUAACAGCGUGACCAACUAAGAAAUAUGUGUGCAUGCUUUACAUAAUUAAAAUGCAGGCCUUCAAAGCAUCAAAGUAUUUUCACAGGUAUCUUCUAAAAAAAAACAUGUCCUAAAGAUAAAACUUCCUCUUCCUCUGGAGUGCAUAUGACUGUGACUUCUCUUUCUUUCUUUGACUGGAUAAUUUGAACAAGGAGACUUGGUAACACUUUACUUGAAGGGGUGUGCAUAAGACUGACAUGACA